This is a messenger RNA of Chilo suppressalis (striped riceborer), 2753 nucleotides long. The record is from the annotation of a GenBank genome assembly. Lineage: Eukaryota; Metazoa; Arthropoda; Insecta; Lepidoptera; Crambidae.
AAAAAUCGUGUCAUGUUGUUAUGUCAAAAGUUUUACAAAAACGCGAAAACAAACAGACAAUAAAUGGUUUAAAUAUUUGAUAAAAAAAAAUGAGUAACUCAGAUAGUGAUGAAGAUAAUCCAAUAACAUAUGGAACUCCUCUGGAUCCUGUAGAUGAUGAUGACAUCCCCUCAAAGCGCAAGUAUCAACAACCCCCAGACCAGUAUGCAGUGGACGCUCAUGGCAGGAGACGGUUCCAUGGGGCCUUCACAGGGGGCUUCUCAGCAGGAUAUGGCAAUACCGUUGGUACUCCCGAAGGCUGGACUCCCACUGCUUUCAAAAGCUCCCAGUCUAACAAAGCUUCAGUGUCGGUACAGAGGCCCGAAGACUUCAUGGAUGAUGAGGAUCGCGACGAGUUCGGCAUAGCGCCGCGACACCUGCAGACUCGCAGCGACUUCACGGGACAGAAGAGAAAACAUCAGCGCUACCAUGAGGGGCCCAUACCUGGUGAGCCAGUCCUCGAGCAAUUACUCAAAGCUGUUCACGAGACGGCUGCGGUCAGGAUGCUUCGUGCUAUGGGCUGGAGACCAGGCCAAGGCACUGGAGAUAGACUCACAAAGGAAGAGAAGAGGAAACGGCACACCCAACACAAGGUGUACGGUUGCUACAUGCCCCCAGAAAUGAGGCAGAACGAAGAAAACGCUCCCGAAUCCAGCAGCUCAGAUUCUGAGUACGAGUAUGACACGUUAUUCGCGCCGGACGACUAUGAACCUUAUAUACUGCACCGUAAGAGCGAUCGAUUCGGGCUCGGCUACUCGGGUUUAAGCAGACAUUCAGUGUUGGGUAGCCUCAGUGGACAUUACGGGGAGACUUCUACAAAGAGUCAUUUGGUCAUGAGAGAAAAAGGGAAAAAGGUGUCGAUAAGAGGUCAAGCUUUCGGCGUGGGUGCUUUCGAAGCGGACGACGAAGAUAUUUACGCGACGGAAGACAUGUCGCAUUACGACUUCGCGUUAGGUGGCGCUGAUGAUAAACCCAAGAAGACCGCCAACAAGGACAAGGGAGUCAACGUGCUGGUAGGUUUCGUGAAAGCAAGCAAGCCUUUACCACAAGUCCCAUCUUAUCCCCCGCCGGCUUUACCGCGCGACUAUAGGCCGGCCGAAGCUGGAACCAAAAGGUCCAGGUUCGAACCCACUGCGGCACCACAGAGAGACCAAGGCCUCGGCCGCCACGAGCUUACAGCGGAAGCCCGAGGCGCUUUACUAGGCGAACAGCCGGUCCUCAAACUCCCAGACCCGAUAGAAACCCCACAAGUAACUCCAACACCACCAGAAGACGCCAUAGCUAAAAUCACCGGUCGUAACGUUAAUUUCGUUUCCACGAACGAGAACAAGGAAUUAGAUUUUAUCCCUAUAAAAGAAACUGGAGAUAAUGUACCGAAGACAUUUAGACCGUUUCUGAGUGUGCCUGAGAAACAGGCUAGAUAUGAGAGUUAUUUGAGGGAUAAGGAAGCGUUUAUGAGGGAGGGAGAUAGCAACAUUGAUGCUGUUAGUGAGUGGGAGAGGAACAGGGAGCUUGCUGAGUUCGAGCAAGCAGCAAAGUUGUAUAAACCUUUAACCGGGUUCAUCGGUGACAGAUUCACGCACGCUUCGGAACCAGACGAAGGCGCCGUAAAUCCUUUAUGCGCUGUCGCUAAAAGCACCAACAGCUAUGGUCUAGCCACGCCCGAGCAGAUAGAAGCAGCGAAGCGGGGCGUUUAUGGACUCAUGACGAGAAAGGAAACAAAAUGGCGGCCUGAAUCGUUGGUCUGCAAGCGGUUCAAUAUACCAGACCCGGGUGGAGUGAGGACGGAAACUAAAACCGAAGACAAACCAAAGGUUUCGUACUCCAUAUUCUCGUACAUGGAGUCAUCAGUGCACGAUAAGGACAGCUUCGCCAAAGAACAGCACAAAUUCAGUGGUUCCAGAUCGAUGAACCUACCAAAACCAAUACAAACCACGCCCCAACAAAGCGGAAACAGCUCUCAAGUCACACAGAACAGAAGUGAUAAUCUAGCACCCUCAACUAGCACUGAAAACGAAGGUUUCAGUAAAAGAAUGACUGUCGCAGACUUGUUUAUGAAAGAAUCAGAAAAAGAUAUGAAAAGCAAAGAAAACGUCAAUGAAACUAUAGAGAAAUUUGAUAAAAUGGAUCUGUACAAAGCUAUUUUUCUAAGCGACAGCGAAGACGAAAAUGAGGAACCGAAAACGGGUACAACAGAUGACAAAACCACUGAAGCGGACGAUUUUAUGGACAAACCAAAGAAUGUUGAAAGGAACACUUCACCACCGCGUGGCAUUUUCGCUAACAUUGAUUUUGACGAGUUGAAUUCGUGGCGGAGAAACAUCGGGCCAAAUAUGUCUAUAAACAACGCUAAAACUGAUGACAGUAAACAAGAUGGAAGAGUUAAUGAUAAAGAAAAAAUAGAGGCUGCGGCUAAAAACGUAGAAGCCGAUGUCUAUGGUCCGAAAAUACCAGAAAAUCUUCAAAAAAGACUUGAAGGGGAGACCGAUCCAGAUAAGGAAUUUAAACCAGUUUUUAGACGCAAGACUGAUAAUGGAAAAGAUGUAGUUGAAGUGGACUCUUCCAGUAGUUCCGACUCUUGGGUUGACGUUAAAGAGGUGAAAGCCAAAAAACACAAAAAGAAGAAAAAGAAACACAAAGCGAAACACAAAAAAGGCAAACACAAGAAGAAGGACAGAUGAACUUAAUAAUGUACAAGGAGGAAGGUGGUGUUU